This is a messenger RNA of Lactuca saligna, 726 nucleotides long. NCBI's taxonomy places the organism in Eukaryota, Viridiplantae, Streptophyta, Magnoliopsida, Asterales, Asteraceae. The record is from the annotation of a GenBank genome assembly.
AUGCCAUUACCACCGCUGCCGAAGGAGGAGGAUAAGGUUGAGGUGGAAGGGGUUAGACUCCGCCUUGUGUCGAGAACAGAGAUGGGUUUAUUACUGUUGUUGCUACCAAAACUACCGUCGUUAAACUUAUUAUUAGAUCCUGUAAAGAUGGGUUCAAAUCUUGAUUAUUUUUGGUUCAAAAAUGAUAAUUUCUUUUUGUGGAUGUUCAAACCUCAAACGAUAACAGAAAUCGCACAAGGGAGAUCCAUGAUUCUGGAGAACGACUUAGAGAAAAUGCAUUAUCUUAAAGCCAUCAUCAAGGAGACCUUACGUUUGCAUCCUCCAGUGCCGCUACUUAUUCCUCGAGAAUCAAUACAAGAUGUGAAAGUAAUGGGGUACGACAUUCCAACAGGCACACAAGCGUUUGUGAAUGUUUGGGCGAUAGGAAGAGAUCCUAGCGUAUGGGAAGAACCACAAGAGUUUAGGCCUGAAAGGUUCUUGAACUCUUCUACAGACUAUAAAGGGCUUCACUUUGAGUUUCUUCCAUUUGGUGGUGGACGUAGAGGGUGCCCUGGAAUUCCAUUUGCUAUAAUAAUCAUUGAAUUAGCAUUAGCGAAUAUGAUAUACAAGUUCGAUUUGGCGUUACCUGAUGGAGUAAAAGGCAAGGAUUUGGACAUGAACGACAAGUAUGGCCUUAGUCUUCAGAAGAAAUCUCCUUUAAUUGUUGUGGCAACUUCUCGUUUCUAG